GUUAAAAUUGGACCACCAAUAAAACUCCUGUAAAGUGAGUUUGAGUUCAUCAUUCAUGAUGUCUGGGACUAUAAGUAGUAGAAUGCCCAGAAAUAACAACAAAAUGAAAGUAGACAUCCGCAGCAUCAGUGAAGAACUCUCGAAUUUCGACAAACUUCGCAUAACUGCAUUGACCAAAGCUGCUGAAAUCAGCUCCGUCGUCAAAGAUGUAACAAUAGGACCGAAUAGUCCGGUAAAGAAAGAAGUAGUUUAUAAAGACCCAACUUUAGUGAACCCGCCACCAAAGAAAACCGAAGUGAAAGAAAAUCUAAAUGAAGAUACACUUGGAGUAGACCUACGGUAUGUAAUCAAAAUGAAACAGUAUGAGAGACAGAUGCAAGAGGCAUCAGAUUUGUUAUUCAAAAACUUGGUCGAGAAUAUGAUUGCCAAAAGAGCUGAAACAAUGAGAACAUUUUGGAAAAAGCAAAGUCAAGAAUGUGAAAAGAAAACACAAGAAUUAAGAGCCCGUAAGCUACAAAUGCUAAAAGAAUUACAAGAAAAUGAUAAUUUAUCAGUAUUAGAAAAGGCUAAAUUGGACGAGAAGAAUAGUCAAAUUAUAAAUAAACAAACAAUUGAAACUAUGAAUCAGAUAUUAGAAGAACAAAAUAAAGCAACUGCUAGGUUUGCUGCUAUCACAGACAGUCACACUAAAGUGUGCUAUUGUUAUAAUGAAAUAAAUGAUCUGUUGCAAUCCAACCCUGGUGCUAAGAAGGUAUGUGAAAAGUACAUGGUUUCACUAAACACAGUAAAGGGAAAUAUAAAUUCCAUCUUGGAUAUGUGUAAAACUGGACAAAUCACUGAUAAGGAGGUCAAACAGGCUGAAAUUCUUGCCAUGAAUAUAGAAAACGUUAAGAAGAAAUUAAUAGAAGAUAUUGAUGAACUGAAACAACUUGAAUUAAUGAAGAAAAAGGAAGAAGAAGAACAAAAUCGCAAGAAGCAGCUUCAAUUGGAAGAACAGAAAGCCAAGGAGGCCGAGGCAUUGCUGGAGCAAGAGAAACAGAAGGCUGCUGCACUGCAAACUCAGAAAACAACUAAACCAACAUUUUAUUCCGCUACAAACUACAGUUACUAUGAGGAACUAAAACAAUUUCUGGUCCACUAUGAAACCCUUUACAAGGAUCUAUUGGAAGACACAAAUCUAAAGAAGUUCAGAUUUGACUGCCAAAAGGCUGUAAACACACCAGUGAAUGCUGUCUCAUCUGUGAGUGGUCCUCACAUGAGGGAUAAGUAUGACAAACUGUCUAAAUUGUUGAGAGGAGAAAGAGUACAGGUGCUGGACAUAUUUGUGCAGGCCACUCAGCACCCACAAGGCUUGUUUUAUGUGACAGCCCUGCUUGCCAAAAAGAUAGUGAGACAAGGAGAUUUACUGGUGUCCAGCAACCCGGAGGCUGCCUUUCCGCUGGCCUCAGUGACUGUGGCUCUGCUGGCACAGUUCCCAGAAUUUGGCAAGUUGUUGGAGGCAUACUUCCAUAGGGAAUGUCCCUACUUAGUGCCCAUGUUCUUGCCACAGAAACAAGGUCAAACUGACAAGGAGUUCUACAUGUCCCGGGGCUACACCUACAAUGACGAGGGUGUUGUGGAGAAGCAAGACAAGUUCCUCAAGAGGAUGUCAGGAAUAUUUCGACUUAAAUGUGCAAUUUGGAUUGCACAAACACCCAGAUUUGUAAAUGCACCAAAUCCACAUGGAUUGAAAGAUGGCUGGAAGUGGCUAGCAUCAUUCAUCAACUUGAGACCAGAGCCGGACAUCAGUGCUACAUUGAUUCACGAUUUCUUUGCAGUCUGUGGAUCAGAAUUCCUAAAGUGUUACGGCAGGCAAUUCACUAAAAUAAUUAAGGUUAUAAGUACUGAUUACCUGAAGAUUUUGGAGAAUAUUGACGAAGGUGGACCUAAGACUCGAUUAGAGGUUUUCCUGCAGAAUGUGUUGAAGACAGGACACAUCCCACCACCGAGUGGUCUGCUGCCAGCUAACACAUGGUAGUCUUUGAUGUUUUGAUUUAAUUUUUUUCCAUAAAAUGGUUAGUGGCUUAAAUUUCCCAGCACAAGAAAAUUAUGUUUUAUUAUUUACCAUCAGUUUUUUCAGUUUAGUAUUCUUUACUGUAAGAAUCUCACUCUGAAAAUGUAAUCUAAGUUCAUUUUAUGGUCAUAGGAAAGUCAAAGAUGUUAGGUAUUGAAGAUUAAACUACAGUUGACGAAAAAUUUGGGCAGUUAUUUGAUCUGCAUUAUCAAUGACAUUUUAAUAAUAUCUGUAAAUGAAUACCUAUAGGGAUUUUAAAUUAAAAUGGUAUGGUAGGACAUGAACUUUGUGAUUCUUGAUAGUGGAUUAGGAAACAAUUUUAUUUUAAUGUAAGCUAUCUACUUAAGUAUUUCCAUAGUAUAAUAAGAGAUGCAUGUUGAUUAUCCGACUACAAAAAAGAGGGCGGUUCUAUGUUUUUUUGUGAUAAAGAUUGUUUACUGAGUUAUGUUAUAAGAACAUUGAAGACAUUGUUAUAAAUGUACUUAUUUGUUUCUAAUAAAUGCAAGUUUUGAUUUA
Molecule: messenger RNA, 2569 nt
Organism: Plutella xylostella (diamondback moth)
Lineage: Eukaryota; Metazoa; Arthropoda; Insecta; Lepidoptera; Plutellidae
Gene: Gle1
Product: Gle1 RNA export mediator
Biological process (GO): poly(A)+ mRNA export from nucleus
Cellular component (GO): cytoplasm; nuclear pore; nuclear pore cytoplasmic filaments
Molecular function (GO): inositol hexakisphosphate binding; phospholipid binding; translation initiation factor binding
Source: RefSeq, a predicted model, not a curated record